Topomyia yanbarensis is the source of this 4071-nucleotide messenger RNA. Its product is annotated as heterogeneous nuclear ribonucleoprotein U-like. The transcript has 12 exons. Bases 155 to 3355 code for a protein of 1066 amino acids. The record is from RefSeq and is a predicted model, not a curated record. Lineage: Eukaryota; Metazoa; Arthropoda; Insecta; Diptera; Culicidae. Gene Ontology annotation, molecular function: protein binding.
CCCAAUUUCACUUUUAACUUCUAUCGUCGCCGCAUUACUUGCUCAGUUGAAAGAAGUUUAGACGCGUGUCUUAUUACGACAGUUUUCAUUGAUUUUGAGUGUUCAAACGCUUGUAACUUUUGUGUGACACAAACGAAGCGUAUUACUCGCAAAGAUGGACUACAAUAAAAUGAAAGUUAACGAUUUGAAAACGGAAUUGGCCUCUCGAAAUUUGGAUACUAAGGGAGUGAAGGCUGUUCUCGUGGAGCGUCUCAAGGAAGCAAUUGAGAAGGAAAACAAUGAAAAUUCUGCGCUAUCGACACCCACCAUUGCAGCUGCCAGGAAAACGGACGUAGGAACGCCAAACCCGUCUACCCCUGCACGUCGAAGUCGACGACGGUCUAUGACCAGGUCCCCAUCUCCCGCAAAAGUUGAAAUUUCGGCCCUGGAGAGCGUCAGUGAAGAACCAGAACAAAUAGAAACGACAGAAUUAUCCAAUGUCUCCAAAAAGCGUCGAACAAGAUCGAUUACAAAGUCCCCAUCUCCAGUGAAAACGGUCGAUGUAAAGCGCUUGGAAGUGCUGGAAGAAGAACCCGAAACAGCAACUAAAACAACUGAGAAUGUUGUGCCCCGCACUGAUGAAACUAAACCCGUAUCUCCAAUAAAGCUUCCUGCAACGCCGAACAAGCAAUCAACCCCAACCAAAACUUUAACAUCGAGUCCAAAAACAGCCAUUCCGGAAAAAUCCACAACUAGUUCCACAAGUCCCACUGUAGCCAAUGCAGUGAAACCGAUAAAAGAGAAUCCAACAAAACCAACAGCCACUCCCGUGCAAACACUACCAAUCAGUCCUACAAAUGCUACAAUAGCCAGUCCAGUAAAACCGAUAACAGUGAGUCCCACGAAAUCAGCUACAGGUACUCCAACCAAACCGACGAUUACUCCUUCUAAGAGUCCUCCAAAGCAAGUGGAUCUCAAGGAAACAAUAACUGUUACACCUAGUGAAACAGAUAAUUCAACUGUAAAAGCGUCGAAUGAAUCUCUUAAUGCGGAGGCACAAUUAGACGAAUUAAAACAAGUUGAUAAAAAAGCGUCUGGAAAUGAAUCAGCUGAGACCACACCGGAAUGCGAGGAUAGUGCAAAUGCCCCAGAAGACGAAGGAAAGGGAUCAACUGAAGGUAGUCAAAAAGCAGCUAAACGUAAAUCAUCGCCGCCUGCGAAGGAAUCGCCUAGCAAAACUCCUCGAUCUAAACCGGUGCAAACUCCAAUUAUUUUUGUAUCUGAGGAAAAUGAACCGGAUAUAGAUGACAAGAAAUUUGCGCUCAGUUGGUUUGAUUCGGAUCUUAAUUUGGAAAUCGAUGGCAAAACAUUAGACACUGCUAAGCCACUAUCGGAAGGUGCAUUGGCAUUAAUAUGGGCUGGUGCGCGUGCUAAUAUGGGCGUAAAUAAAGGAAAAGUUGCAUUUGAGGUUCUUCUUACUAAAAAUAAUGAAUCAAAAAAUGUAACGGAAGAACCAGUGUCUAACGAGCUUCGCGUCGGAUGGUCGACAUCAAAAGCAAAUUUACAGCUGGGAGAAGAUAAGCAUUCAUUUUCAUAUGGUAGCGUUGGCUUGAAAGGAACAAAUUGUGAAUUUAGUGACUACGGUAUUAAGUACAAUGUUAACGAUGUAGUUGGCGUGUAUCUAAACAUGGAUUCAAACCCAUGUAAGAUUGAAUUUACGGUUAACAAUGUUAGCCAAGGGGUGGCGUUCGAGUUUGAUCCUGUCGAACUUGAAGGACAAGCACUAUUUCCGCAUGUUUGUAGUAAAAAUGUUGCUUUCAAGGUUAACUUUGGACAACUCGAACGUAGCAUGCUAAAUGAUCGUGAACCUUCGAAAAAAACUGUACCCGAGACGGAAGAGAACAAAAUAGCACAAAACAAAAAAGCUAACGAAAACGAAGAAAAAAAUUUGAUGGUGGAAGCAACUACUGAAAGUACUGGAGCUACGAUCGAAAGUACAGAAUCAACGGACGGAGCAAGUUCAAUUACCAAAGCUAUUUCGGAAACAUCCGAUAAACCGGCUGAUAACCAAGGCCCCGAAAAGUCAGCUGAACGUGAGAAAGCGUGCAACGAAGAAGUGGUGAAAGAGCUUCAAUAUGUCAACAAAGAGUUCAUCUACAUUGAGAAGUCACCCAAGGAAUAUUUGGUUUCAGGAAUAAGCCGACCAGAAACACGUAAGGAUUGUGAGGUUAUCUUCCUCAUUGGAUUGCCCGGCAGCGGAAAAUCUCAUUGGAUAAAGACCUAUCUUGAAGCAAAUCCAGAUAAGAAAGUUACAGUUCUCGGUGUUGGAACACUGCUCGAUCAAAUGAAGGUUUUAGGUAAACCUAGACAACCAUCCAACACUAAUAAAUGGUCGAGACUUGUGGAACAGCUUUCGAGAAGCCUCAACAAACUGAACGAGAUUGCAUCGAAGCGACGAAGAAAUUUUAUACUAGAUCAGCAAACCAAUGUGUUUGCAUCGGAGCAAAAACGCAGACUUCGUGGAUUUGGUGAGUAUGCCACUAGACGCGCUGUAGUAAUAUUACCAGACACCGAAGAAUACAACCGUCGUUUUAAGUUGAAAAAUGAAGCUGUGGGGGCUGAAGCACAGGAGGGAAAUAUCAAUGCGAUGAAAGCCCAUUUCUACAUUCCUACUCUUGAACUUGGUUGGUUCACUGAAAUCACAUACGCGGAACUGGACGAGGAGAAAGCUCGGGAAGAGGUUAAAAAAUUGAAUGAUGCUGGACGUAAGGCUUUACCUCGAGGUUACAACAAGAAUCAACAACAGCGACGAGGCACAAAUCAGCGAUGGAACCAAGGAUUCGGCAACAAUCGUCAUGGUGGGCAAAGCUAUCCACAAGGAGGAUUCAGUGCACCUCAGCGGUAUAACAAUUCUCAGCAGUAUUCACAAAAUCGGAAUUACCGACCAGGCAAUGGCUACGGAAGGCGAGAGGCUGGUGGUUUUGGAGGAAAUCGCUACGGUAACAAUAAUACAGACUGGACACGAAAUAGCGGACGAUACGAUAGCCGUUACAAUAAUCGAGGAUAUCAGAACAAUCAAAGCAGACGUUUUGAUGGAAGCCGGAAUGACUAUAGAGGUUACAACAGCGGCUCUAAUUGGAGUCAGGAUUCCAACUGCUGGGGUGGCUAUGGGUCACAGGGCAACGAUACAAAUCAGUGGUAUUCGUGGUGGCAGUCAAAUCUCAAAAACUUAUUGCAGCAAGGAGGCAGUGGAACAGAUAACAGUGCGCAGCAUGCGAACAUGGAACACUACUGGUCGCAGUACGCACAACAACAAAACUACGGUAACUAUCAGCAAUCGAAGUCCCACGGAUCGGGAUCGUCCAAGAACAAGUAAAUAGACUACUUAACUAUAUUUAGUGUUUAAGUUACAUUUUAGCAACUUUUUCUCUCUCCUACACCAAAUUUUCACACAAAUUAUCAAUACUCCACCAGCUAUAAGUACGAUAAUAAAUACUUUAAAUGAUACUGCAUUCUUAAGUUAAGAAAUCAAAUGUAAUUGGAAAAAGUGCAGAUAGUGUUUUAUAUCUGAAUAUAUUUGAAUCCAUUUGAGAAGUACAAUGAUUUGCUUCGGACCUUUUCAAAGCGAGCGCUACAUAUGAGAGAGAGAGUUUUAAAGCAUAACAUAGAUUUAGUUCUAAACGGAGAAUCCACCUAUUCUGUAGCAGGUUACAACUGCAAGCAUUGUGCAGUUUAGUUGAAAUACAUGCUGGGGAAGUACAUUUUUAGCAUCUGCAAAAAAAAUCGUUGAUCGUUGAUAAGUUUUUGUACUGAGUAAAAUAAUGAGUUGCAGUUUAUUUUCGUUUACGAAAAGCACUGAGGGCAGAACAUUAUUUUUGAAAUCCUGUAUUGUUUAACAAAUUCAAUAUAGUUCAUGUCUUGUAAAUUAUGUUUUUGUUCAUUAAUUUUUACAUUUUUCAUCAUUACUUGCUUGAAAGUAGAUGUAUUCAUUCAAGGCGAACUAUAGAUUAUACCAUAGGUAAAUGAUACACUAAAUGAAUAAGAAAUCGUGAUUAUUUUGUUUCAAUAAAAACUAUAAUCAUACUGAAGAAA